GACGGCGUCUGGGAACGGGAGAAGGGGACAGGAGAGGGUUGAGCUCCUCUCGAAGCCAUGUGGCUCCUGAGGCACCCUGCUGCCCAGGCCGUCCCUGAGCCCUACGACAGCUUCAUGCACGGCCACCUGUACUACUACGGCUACUUCCAAGGUGAGCUGCACGUCCCCUUCUUGUCCCCCGGGCUGUGGGACCCCCGGUCGGGCUCCAGCGAAGCUCUCCCAAAGGCCAGAAGACAGCCAGCCAGCAGAGCUCCGUGUCUCCACGGGGACGCACCGAAUGCCACUGUGCUGACUCUGGCACCCGGCAGGACCCAAGCUCCCGUGCUGCCUGUUCUCUGCUGGAACUGCGCCAUGGGGCUGGGAGAUCCCCAGGCCCUUCCGCAGCCCUCAGGGCCCCGCAGAUGGUCCCCUUGCAGGGCUACGGGUCACCCAGGGAGCCACGGGCUCUCUUUGCCCUUCCCUCGGCACGAGGACCCCUUCCUGCUCCCCGGUGGCCCAUUGAGUGCGAGGUCAUCAAGGAGACCAUCGAGCACAUUGAGUGGAUCCCCCCUGCACCAGAGCCCUUCUGCCAGCCCACGGACCACCAGUGGCUACCAACGGCUGUUCCCAGUGCCCUCAGGCUCCCGCUUCACCCGUGCUCGGGCUGGGGGGGCCCCAGGUCCCCUUUCCUCACCGGCAGCCGCCCUGGAGGGCUCCCAGGACAACACGCUGCUGUUUGAGUCCCGCUUCGAGAGCGGCAACCUCCAGAAAGCAGUCAAGGUGGGCCCCUACGAGUAUGUGCUGACGCUGCGGCCAGACCUGUACACCGCCAAGCACACCCAGUGGUUCUACUUCCGUGUGCAAAACACGCGGAAAGACACCGUCUACUGCUUCACCAUUGCCAACCUGGCGAAGCCCAAGAGCCUCUACGGCCAGGGCAUGUGCCCGCUGUUCUACUCACAGAAGGAUGCCCAGAGCCGCGGCAUCGGCUGGCGCCGCAUCGGCACCGACAUCCGCUACUACCGAGGGAACAGCGGGGAGGAGCCGGCUGCCUUCUGCCUGUCCUGGAGCGCCUGCUUUCCCCACGACGGUGACACGUGCUACUUCGCCCACUCCUACCCCUACACCUACUCGGACUUGCAGCGUUACCUGAGGGCGGUGGCGGGCGACCCCGCACGCUCGCAGUACUGCGUGGUGCGGGCUCUGUGCCGCAGCCUGGCCGGUAACAUCGUCUACAUGCUCACCAUCACUGCGCCAUCUGGCGGUGCAGCCAAGCGGGCGGUGGUGCUGAGCGCCCGCGUGCACCCUGGGGAAAGCGGUGGCUCCUGGGCCAUGCAGGGUUUCCUCGAUUUCAUCCUCAGCGCUGCUCCUGACGCUCAGCUCCUGCGCCAGCUCUUCGUCUUCAAGGUGGUGCCCAUGCUCAACCCCGAUGGGGUGGUGGUGGGCAACUCCCGCUGCUCUCUGGCCGGCCGUGACCCCAACCGAGCCUACAGGACGGGGUCUCGGGGCUCCUUCCCGGCCGUCUGGCACCUGCGGGCCGUGGUGGAGAGGCUCUUGGCGGAGCGGGAGGUGGUGCUGUACUGCGACUUCCACGGGCACAGCCGCAAGAACAAUGUCUUCGUGUAUGGCUGCGAUGGCGGCCGGGGUGGCUCCGAGGCACGGCUGCGGGAGCGUGUCUUCCCACUGAUGCUAAGCAAAAACGCGCCUGACAAGUUCUCCUUCUCCAGCUGCAAGUUCAAGGUGCAGAAGAGCAAGGAGGGGACGGGCAGGGUGGUCAUGUGGCGGAUGGGCAUUGCCAACAGCUACACCAUAGAGGUGGCCUUCGGCGGCUCCACGCUGGGUGGGAGGAACUCACACUUCACCGUGGAGGACCUCAAAUCAUUGGGCUACCACCUGUGCGACACGCUGCUAGACUUCUGCGACCCCAGUCCAGCCAAGUUCCAGCAGUGCCUGGACGAGGUGGAUGCAUUGCUGCGGCAGCGGUUGGGCUCCGGUCAGAGCUGGAGUGACGCCCCCACCUCAGAGCUGGAGUCCAGCACCAGCGGCUCCGACAGCUCCGUGUCUGAUGGGUCCCUGGAGAGGAGGGAGAGCCCCUGGGGACAGAAGGGACAAGGCGCCACGGUGGCUCCAGGCCAGUUGCAGCUGAGGAGGAGGAAGCGGUUACGGAGCCGCAGAGUGAGGAAUGCCACGCGCAGGUCCAGUGCCACCCAAUGGAGUCACGGGGGUGACCCGGUGAGCGUGGCUCAGCCGCCCUCUGCCUGCCACAGUGGGACUCGGAGUGCCCGCAGCCCCACUUUUGUGCCCCAGCAGCCACAGUCGUGGUCCCCCAAGCCCCCGUCUGUCCCCAUCCCCACGCGAAGAGGCCGUGGGGCGGCGGCGGAGUUGCACAGAGCUGUCAGCGAGGAGUUGCACAGAGCUGUCCCCGGCGCACGCACAGCAGAAUGCCACCACCGCACCGCUGCCAGAGCCACACGGAUGGAGGGCAACGCGACGACCGCUGGGCACCGCCGGGCACCACGGAGCGCCAUCGCUGCCACCACUGCCAUCUCCGUCACCACCACCAGCAGCGGCACUGCUUCCUCACGGGGAGGCAGAGUGAGGCCUUCCUCACGGGGCGCCACAGCGGGGCCGUCCCUGCGCGUGGCCGCCGCUGCUGGCUGCGGGAGGCGGCCGGGCCUCACAGCGCUGCGCUGCUCCGCCUGCACUCGCCAUUAAAGGCAGCUUUGUCGUG
Molecule: messenger RNA, 2710 nt
Organism: Gallus gallus (chicken)
Lineage: Eukaryota; Metazoa; Chordata; Aves; Galliformes; Phasianidae
Gene: AGBL2
Product: ATP/GTP binding protein like 2
Exons: 11
Coding region: 58-2694 (878 amino acids)
Biological process (GO): proteolysis
Molecular function (GO): zinc ion binding; metallocarboxypeptidase activity
Source: RefSeq, a predicted model, not a curated record